Molecule: messenger RNA, 2178 nt
Organism: Salvelinus sp. IW2-2015
Lineage: Eukaryota; Metazoa; Chordata; Actinopteri; Salmoniformes; Salmonidae
Source: RefSeq, a predicted model, not a curated record
CCUAACAAAGAGCGCUUUAGCCUCUGGGGUGGACGUGCCUCGUCAUUAGCUGUUUAUCUCCUCCCACCUGKACCUGUCUGACCUUUAACCCAGCCUCCUGCUCCUUUGAACCGGACUGUUCUCUUUGACAGUAUGAGCGAGAAGAGAGGAUGUCCCUUUCAACUGCUGAACCGUGCGCASAGAGACUACGGUGGUAGUGGUGGUGGAGGAUCCAAGACCUUCGGGCCAAAUUGUCAUGCCACCACCAGCCUUACCAACCCGGGACCGAGCCCCAUGGGUAGGAGCCAAGGCAUGGGCACCAUGGACAGUGACAGGUCCCUGGCCCUGGAUGAGGCUGCCGCUGCUGCUGCUGACAGUACAYGCUACUCUCCUGUUUCACUGAAACUGGAGCCCACAGCGGUGAAUAAUGGAUCAAACACUCCCUCCAGCGCGCAGACGGACACAAAGGACCCACCGCUGCAGAUCGACGGCCGGCCCCCUGCCUACUGCCCUAACUCUCCUCUCCCUCCAGCCAGCCGGCUGCGCUCCACCAUACACUCCCAGAGCCCCUACGUCACCAAGACUAGCAUGCAGGGGGAUGUCUACAACUUCCUAGAGAGACCCGCUGGAUUGAGAUGCUUCCUCUACCACUUCUUGGACUUUGAGCGSCCCCACAAACUGCGGGCUCAGCUUCCAGCAGGGCAGGCGGAGGGGCAGGUCCUUCGUAGAAAGCCAGACCCUGUCAACGGGGUGAAAGACCGGGGCCACACUGCUGAGAUUGUCCUGGUGCUGUUCUUUGGGACAGAGUAUGUGGUGCGGCUCUGGUCUGCCGGCUGCAGGAGCAAAUAUGUGGGGAUCAAGGGACGACUCCGCUUCAUCAGGAAACCCAUUUCUAUCAUAGAUCUGAUAGUGGUUAUUGCCUCCGUCGUAGUGCUGGGUGUAGGCUCCAAUGGCCAAGUGUUUGCAACAUCUGCUAUCAGGGGAAUCCGCUUCCUCCAGAUUCUACGCAUGCUGCACGUGGAUCGUCAGGGAGGAACAUGGAGGCUUCUGGGAUCGGUAGUCUUCAUCCAUAGACAGGAGCUGAUCACCACGCUGUACAUCGGCUUCCUGGGGCUGAUUUUCUCCUCCUACUUUGUGUACCUGGCGGAGAAGGAUGCUGUGGACGAGGAGGGCAAGACUGGCUUCUCCAGCUACGCUGAUGCCCUGUGGUGGGGAGUGGUGACGGUGACCACCAUUGGCUAUGGGGACAAGAUUCCUCAGACGUGGAUAGGGAAGUGCAUUGCCUCCUGCUUCAGCGUCUUCGCCAUCUCCUUCUUCGCUCUGCCUGCAGGUAUACUGGGCUCGGGCUUUGCUCUGAAGGUGCAGCAGAAACAGAGACAGAAACAUUUCAACAGACAGAUCCCGGCUGCAGCCUCACUAAUCCAGACGCUGUGGCGCUGCUAUGCAGCAGAGAAACCAGAAGGCUGUCCCGCCACCUGGAAGAUGUAUGUCCUCACCGGAGACUACAUUCUCCCCAUUAACUCUGAAAACAACAACCCAAACCUCAGAAACAAGGAAAGCCCUGGUGAUGCAUUAUUGUGUCUGUCUGUGUUGAACAAGCGCACCAAGAGGAAACUGAAGAUGGUUCGUGACAAUGGCUCCAUGACCAUCCUUGGAGCGAGGAAGAUGUCCAUUCCUCAGAUCACCUUCGACCACAUCGAAGAUAACGAUGAGAAGAAAGAGGUCCCCUUCUUUCUAGAAGAACCCAAAGAUGACGCGGCGUUGGACCACUUCGAGGAGUUCACCCGUCGCUUCCGGGCCGUUUUCGACCAUCCGCCCAAAGGGAGAGCGGCGGGAGAACGGCUCUUCCAUUUGAGGAAGGGGACGAGGAGCGCCCUGGAAUUCCGGACCUUGGCCGCUGGAGCAGGCUGGAGCGACAGGGCCCUCAUCGACCAAUAUCGGUGCAGCCUGCGAGAGGACGUCCGACGAGAGCUGGCCUGCAGGGAUGCCACCAUCUCUUUCGACCAACUGGUGAAUUUGUCCUCACCUCAUCGCAAACAGGCUAGGGCAGUGCCGUCCAGGACAAACACUGGCCCAACAAUAGGAGCUCUGCUGGGGGGAGCUGGGCAGCAGACACCCCCUAGCACUGACUUCUCCAUGGUCCUGGUGAUGCUGGAGUCACAGUGGAGUGGGGCGGGGGUGGGAUGGGUGAUCUGUUGA